Messenger RNA from Engraulis encrasicolus (European anchovy), 4319 nucleotides. Its product is annotated as volume-regulated anion channel subunit LRRC8D. Gene Ontology annotation, biological process: signal transduction. The coding region runs from base 259 to 3111 and encodes 950 amino acids. Lineage: Eukaryota; Metazoa; Chordata; Actinopteri; Clupeiformes; Engraulidae. The record is from RefSeq and is a predicted model, not a curated record. The transcript has 6 exons. Gene Ontology annotation, molecular function: protein binding.
CCCAUUGAAGUUUGUGUGAAAGUUUCGGUACACUCCCGAAAGAACCGGACUGCACCGGACCCGAGGCAUUGAAAACGACUGAAGUGCCGUUUUCUGUGUUACAACACAUACUGUCAGCUGAACUACUCCAUGUCACCUUGCGCAAUGGGGAUUUAAAGGGAAGACUUCGUCUCUUUGUCCCACCAGCAAAUCACACCAGGGGGGGUGCUGUCCCACUUCAGCUGGACGUCGGUGUGAGUCUGCUGUCCAUCCGCAGCCAUGUUCACCCUGUCUGAGCUGGCCACUCUUAACGAGCGGCAGAGCAACAAGCUGCUGAAGCCCUGGUGGGAGGUGUUCAUGGACUACCUGGUGGUGCUGAUGCUGAUGGUGUCGGUGCUGGCCGGUACCCUGCUGCUCUCCAGAGACCGGGUGGUCUGCCUCCCCAUCCAUCCCUCCACCCCCCCAGCCUUCGGCAACCAAAGCCUGGCUUCCGACAGCCUCUCCUCCCCACCUAUCCAUCCUCCUCACACCUCAGCAUCAGCAUCACCUCCACAGCAGGGUCCUUCCAACCACCAGCCUCUCCUCUCCUCUUUUCCAACCAUCUCAUCCACCAGCACCAGCAGUGGUGGCGGUAGCAGCAGCAAGGUUGCGUCCCGAGGCCUGCGCACCAACAUGGACUACCAGCAAUACAUCUACAUCAGCCAGGUGUGCUACCACGAGGCGCUGCCCUGGUUCUCUCGCUUCUUCCCCUACGUGGCGCUGCUGCAGUCCCUGCUGCUCAUGGCCAGCGGCUGCUUCUGGUUCCACUUCCCGCUCACCUCCUCUCGCAUCGAGCACUUCCUCACCAUCCUGGCCAAGUGCUGCGAGUCACCAUGGACGUCGCGGGCGCUCUCGCACACGGCGCGGCAGGACCGCAGCCAGAAUCACGGGGGAGGAGUAGGAGGCACAGAGGAACAGCAGCAGGAGGUGGGAGUGGGGGAGAAGCGAGAGGGGAGGAGUGAGGAGGACAACAGGCCCACACAGGUCUACCACCGCCACCCCAACCACUGCUCUGCCUCCAUCACCAGGCAGUCCAGCUUGGACUCGGGAACAGACAGCCCCCUGCUGGUGAGGUCCGAUAGCACGUCCACAGCGGCCCCUCCGUCCCCAUGCCCCUCCACGCUCUCCCGCACCUCCUCCAUGUCCUCCCUGGCAUUCGGAGACACCCACAGGGCCUUUCCUCCCCCACAGCACCCCCACCUGUGCCGCCUGGUCCCCGACACCACGAGGCCCAUGGCCAGCCUGGACCGGAGCGACGGAGAGCAGGCGCGGGCCCUCUUCGAGAGAGUCAGGAGGUUCAGGAGCCACUGUGAGAGUUCUGAUAUCAUCUACAAGGUGUACUUUGCCCAGACAGUGUUCAAGGUGCUGAAGGUGGUGGUGAUCGUGAGCUACACCACCCCUCUGCUGGGUUCCAUCACCUUCACCCACAUCUGCCAGCCCCUCAGCCACGCCCUGACCGGCUACCAGGCCUUCGAGUGCACCCACGCCCUGGCCUCCGUGCUGCACAAGCUGCUGGUGGUCUACCUGUGCCUGGUCGGCCUCUUCGGCCUGCUGGGCCUCUAUGCCCUCAGCUGGAUCUGCCACAAGUCAUUAAGGAAUUACUCCUUCCAGUGUCUCCACGACACGGGCUCCAUGCUGGAUGUCCCGGACCUCUGCAACGACCUGGCCUUCCUAUUGCACAUGGCGGAUCAGUACGACCCCCUGCUGGCCCACCGCCUCUCCGUCUUCCUGUCGCCCGUCAGCGAGACGCGGCUGCUGGAGCAGAACCUGGAGAGGCGCUGGGGCGUGGAGCGUCUGCGGGGCAUGACCUCCAGCGACGCCCAGGGCCGCACCCAGCUGCAGCUGGUGGCGCUGACCAGCCUGCCGCCAGCCCUCUUCACCCUGGCACAGCUGGAGGUGCUCAAGCUGGAGCUGAUCACCGACGCCAAGCUGCCCUCACAGAUCUCCAACAUGACGGCCCUCAGGGAGCUGCAUCUUUACCACUGCACAGCCGCAGUAGAGCCGGCCGCCCUCCACUUCCUCCAGGAGCGUCUGGAGGUGCUCCACUUGACCUUCACCCAGGCCGCGGCCAUCCCCGGCUGGGUCUACUCCCUGCGCGGCCUGCAGGAGCUCCACAUGACCGGCCACCUGGGCUGCGAGGGCGGGGUGGGCCGCGGCUGGGGGCUGGGCAGCCUACGCCAGCUGCGUCACCUCCGCGUCCUGUCCCUCUGCGGCUCCCUGACCCGAAUCCCCGCCGAGCUGGGUGAGUUGACGGGCAGCCUGGUGCGGCUGGAGAUCCACAACGAGGGCGCCAGGCUGCUGGUGCUGACGGGGCUGCGGCGGCUCACGGGCCUGACGGAGCUGCUGCUACAGGGCUGCCAACUGGAGAGGCUUCCCUCCGCCCUGCUGGCCCUCACCGGCCUGCGCAGCCUGGACCUGCAGCACAACUGCCUGCGGACGCUGGAGGAGCUGCUCAGCCUGCAGCACCUGCGCCGCCUCUCCUGCCUCCGCCUGGCGCACAACCGCGUGCUGGCGCUGCCCUCGAGCGUCGGGGUGCUGCGGCGGCUGGAGCUCCUGGAUCUGGCCCACAACGAGCUGCAGAGCCUACCCCCGGCGCUGUUCACCCUGCACAGGCUGCGCAGGCUCUACCUGGCCGGGAACCUGCUGGAGGUGCUGCCGGCGGAGGUGGGGGCUCUGGCGCUGCUGUCCGAGCUGGAUCUGAGCGGGAACCGGCUGGAGAGCCUGCCCGCGGAGCUGUGCACCAAGUGCCUGGAGCUCCGCAACCUGAACGUGAGCCAUAACUCGCUGGGUUCCCUGCCGCCGGAGCUGGGGUGCCUGAGCCAGCUGACACGGCUGGACCUGAGGGGCAACAGCCUGGAGCAGCUUCCCGCCGAGCUGGGCUGCUGUCUGGGCCUGUGCGGAGGGGGGCUGCUGGUGGAGCACUGGCUGCUGCACUCACUGCCUCGGCAGGUCAGGGAGCUCUUGACGCAGCCCUGCUCAUCAUCAUCCACCUCCGUGUCCUCCGAGCCACCAUCACGACCGGAGUCGGACAGCUUCCCCAACUUCUCUGCCAGCCACUGGAGCUUCCUGUUGGCUGCUGAGUCACGGAUAUGAAGGAUACUGUUUUCGUGUUUUUUACACCUUCAAUUGAAUGCAUUUGAAGCAGGAAAAGUAGUAUACGCCGGCAUAGACAUGAACUUACACCCCCACUGUUUUCCAUGGAAACCGUUGGUUGUUUUUCCUGAUUUGCUUCCAAAGCGCCGCUUAUCGGAUGUCACGGUUAAAAAGGCUAAUAGUGGGCAGCUGUGGCCUAAUGGCCAGAAGUGCUCUUGGCUUUGGAAGGUUGCAAGUUGGAAUCCCAUAGCAUUCAUUGCUGAAGUGCCUCCAAGCAAGGGGUGGGAACCCUUUUCCAUUCGAAUGCCACUUCAAGUUUUAUAAAGUCCUCCAACGGCUGUACUAUGAACACAGACCAGGAUUGAGUUGGUACAGAGUUGGGCCAUGACCUCUGUCUUCUUGGUGUUUACUUGAAGACCAAAGGACUGAUACAACGCUGAGAUGGUUUUCUUGUACAAUACCUUGUACCUAAAUAACUGUAGAACACUGUGGAUAAAAGCAUCAUUGAAGUGUAGUGUAAUAAUGUAAUGCAUACAUAGAUGUGUCAUUGACAUGACUGUAUUUGACCAGUUAUGGGAACUCUGGAUUCAUUAGUUAUAAUCCAGUGCCACAUAUUCUAAAUCAGUGGUUCUCAACCUUUUUCUUCAGAGACCUAUAUUUUUACCAUUGUAAGCUUUGGUGACCCAAUCGCACGAGGGCCCGUACGAGAUGGAGUCACACGAUACUCGGUUCCCUGCAAAAACUCAUUAGUUAUCAUUUUAUUCCUCAAUUUGUCUUCAGUCAAAUAUAGAAUAAAUGUUUAAUGUAUCACUUACAUUAAGUUGUUUCUAUGCAUAUAUUAGUUUAAAUGCUUUGUCAUUUAUUCAACAUGGGCUACAUACGGUAUUAAAAUGAAACCCCUUAAAAUCAAGAGGCCUUUGCGACCCACUGUGGAUCUUUAGACCCAUAGGUUGGGUCCCGACCCAUAGGUUGGGAACCACUGUUCUAAAUGACCAUGGUAUUUCCUGUUCAAUUCAACCAGGUGAUAGCUUACAGGAAUUUACACUUCCACUGACGCAUACUGAUACUGACAUUCAAUGAACAAGCACACACACACACACGCACACACAAGCGCACACAAGCACACGCAAGCACAAGCACACACAAGCAGUAAAAACUAACAUACUGAUGCACACACACACACACACACACACACACACACACACACA